GUGGACUCGUGCGAGAGAUUGUGGGUCCUCGACACCGGCAAGCUCGGUGACCGACAAAUCUGCCGUCCUCAACUGCUGUCUUUCUCGCUGCGAACGAACAAAAUCCUGAGCCAGUACAAGUUCCCCAAGGAGCAGUUCAAGGACGAUUCAUUGUUCGUCACGCUCGCGGUCGACGUUCGUGACGGUAAGGUCGGGGACAAGUGUGGCAACACGUUUGUCUACAUCGCUGACGUGACCGGAUUCGCGUUGCUCGUCUACGAUCAUCAAAACACCCAAUCCUGGAAGAUCAGCAACAAGCUGUUCUAUCCUUAUCCACCUUACGGAACGUUUGACAUCCAAGGAAAUAUGUUCGAUCUCAUGGACGGCAUUAUAGGUCUCGCCCUAAGCCCCAUGAACGAGAACGGUGACAGAAUCUUGUACUUCCAUUCACUGGCCAGCAGAGUCGAAAGUUGGGUGCCCACUUCC
This is a messenger RNA of Dinoponera quadriceps, 465 nucleotides long. RefSeq names its product protein yellow-like (gene Y-e3). The transcript has a single exon. The annotation marks the transcript as partial. Lineage: Eukaryota; Metazoa; Arthropoda; Insecta; Hymenoptera; Formicidae. Gene Ontology annotation, cellular component: extracellular region. The record is from RefSeq and is a predicted model, not a curated record.